Molecule: messenger RNA, 671 nt
Organism: Zophobas morio
Lineage: Eukaryota; Metazoa; Arthropoda; Insecta; Coleoptera; Tenebrionidae
Exons: 4
Coding region: 357-671 (104 amino acids)
Source: RefSeq, a predicted model, not a curated record
AGGUUGGUUAUUUGAUUGCUAAGAGAAUUACUGAAAUAUUAAGUAAUUAAAUCUGUUAACUUUUAAGAUAUUUGAGUAUUGGCUGUUCUUUUACGGUUUCUUGUUAGUUUCGUGUAAGGGUUUCACAUAUGGUCUUUUGGUGAUAACGAUAUCGUUCCGGAUUGGUUGCUGCAAGAAAUGCAUCUUUUUCUAUAAUUUACGCAAUUUUAGGCUUAAGAUACUUUAUCUAUACACAUGGGGUCUUAGGUUUGCGGUCAACUUUUUCAAGUGGUUUGGGUGGAGCAGUGUUUUAAUUUUCUAGUGGAGAGCUUUUCUGCGGAUUUUCGAUUCAUUUUACUGUGUGACUUUUAGCUAGAAUGUCUUCGGAAAAACGCCUCAUAAAUCCACCAGCCGGGUACGAGGAGGAGGAGCGGUUGCGGCUGCUUCGCGAAGACGGUUUCGAUGAGGUAGAGAUAGGGGUCUUUUUCGGGGCUUCCUCCUCCGAAGAAGAUGGGGAGGAGCAGGGCACCUUUACGCCCGAACGCAUUCAAGAGCUUUAUCGGGAGGCGCGGCGUCUCCAUUUUGCAAGGGGGCGCCGCGCCCGCGGUGGUCACCGGCGCUCAGCAGCAUCUCAGGCGACCCAACCAUCGGCCCCUGUGACUGGCCAACGGGACGCGGAAAAGGGCCCUUGA